Molecule: messenger RNA, 3072 nt
Organism: Scedosporium apiospermum
Lineage: Eukaryota; Fungi; Ascomycota; Sordariomycetes; Microascales; Microascaceae
Product: Frequency clock protein
Exons: 2
Coding region: 1-3072 (1023 amino acids)
Biological process (GO): circadian rhythm; regulation of DNA-templated transcription
Cellular component (GO): cytoplasm; nucleus
Source: RefSeq, a predicted model, not a curated record
AUGCCAGGACACAACAAGCAGUCUUCUCGCGAUGCACAUCAUUCCCCACGACGAGGCGGCCGUCAUCACACUCACUCCCCUUACGAUACUCGAACGGUUCCCCUGCGAUCAAACCCGCGCACGCAAAAUAGUCCGCCCUCUGCCCGCCCUGCCGCCAUCGCCGCGGUCGCCGCGGUCGCCGAAAAAGAGGCUACCGCGGCACCACCAGAUAUCUCCCCUGCGGAUGUGUCGGCCACGACCACAGCACCACCAGCUGCUAAGAAACCGCUAUUACGACACUGCGAUUCAUCUGCAGAGAGCAACGAUACCGGCAAUGUCAGUAAUAUCAGCAACCCCAAGAACUGGUUUGACCAGUCGAACCAGAACCCCUCGGCCAGUCCCGGCCAAGCCAUGGAUGUCGACCCACCAUUUUUUCAAAAGCACCACAGUUCGCCAUCCGACCAGGAUGUCAAGGGCUCUCUCCCCCUUGACAUAGUGGCUCCCCAAGACUGCGAAGUCCCGCCGCCGGCUCCCACCCACAGCAGCGCCGAAGACUACCGAAGCGUCAUAGACGACCUCACCAUCGAGAUCAAACGUCUCAAAGACGAGCUAAAGCGGUACAGACAAUCGGGCCCCUCGCCGCUCCGGAGCGAGAAACUGUUCGAACUCAAAGUCCACAGUCUGCCCGCGUGGAAGAAGCGCGAACUCGAGGCGACCCUGCGAGAGUUCGCGUCCGGGCUCGAAACCACCUCGAACCCCAACGCGUCGUCGUCGCCGCGGAAGAAGUCGUCGAGGAACACGAGUCGCAUGUACUCGGGCUCUCAGUCGGGGUCGAAACAGGCUUCCUCGUCGUCCGAGUCGCAGCGGCGGCCAGUCGAUUCGGCUUAUGCGUCUAUGUCUACGGGUCAUGCGUCGGCCGGGACGUCACAAGGGAGGCAUUCCGGGCGGUCACGGGUCAAGUACUCGGAGCAAAAGGUGGAGAAUUAUCUCAAGGAGAUCCCCGAGGGGCUGUAUCCUCGUCACAUCACCAUGUCUGAGAAGCAGAAGAAGAAAUUAGUCGUGAGGCGGCUAGAGCAGUUAUUCACGGGGAAGCCGAACAGCAAGCAAAGAGCUAAGCACUACGAGGUGUCGCCGAUGUCGGUGCCCGUCAGCGAAAAUCAGGAGCCCGCACGGGAAGCGAGGAUUCUUCCGAGCCUUGCUACGAAUAAAAAGGGCGGGUCUCGGGAUAAUGGGGAAUCUACUUCGAACUCGAACGGCGACCAGACCUCGUUGAGCGGGAGCGGGAACGGCAAUGGUAACGGCAGCGGCAACGGAUCUAACAACUCGUCCCCACCGACGAUUCCGCCUCCCGAGCAACGACCAACCCGGCCCCGCGAUCUAGACCCCGAUCGGCCGCAGAACCCGUCGGAAAACAUCGAGUAUCUGCGACAUUUAGGAAUUGCGCCACCCGACAUUCAACGCACUGAAGUGGGCAACGGCAAGGCGGCGACCUUGUCUCCGGACGCGGAUGGCUGGGUUUACCUGAAUUUGCUCUGCAACCUCGCCCAGCUGCACAUUUUCAACGUCACCCCAAGCUUCAUCCGCGCCGCGGUCUCGGAAAAGAGCUCGAAGUUCCAAUUGUCGGCGGACGGACGAAAGAUUCGCUGGCGUGGCGGUACGGAGGGCACCAAGUUUAGUAGCGACAGCUCGGGCGAUAAUUCGUGCAAUAGCAAAUCGCCUGACGACUCGAGUAGUCCCAACGACGGGGGCAGUGGGAACAAUAAGCUUGACGGGGAAGAAGGGUGGGCGACGGCUCAUAAGAGGUCCAAGUCUAAGACUUCGGGCAUCAAGACGUCCUCCGGUCCCUCUGCGGCGAGACAGACGUCCAAGACGGGACCGCAGACGUUAUCGGAGGAGGCGGCGGCCGCUAGUUUCCAGUACAAACCGUUAUUCUUCAAGCACCGCACAUCCAACGAGCAGACGUCAGAGGACACGGGUUCUUCCCCCGAAUCGCGAGAAGAGAGCUAUUUCACGGGGUCCGGGUGGGACGCAUCCCACUCGAUGUCCUCAACGCGGAGGAAACGCCGCGCCGAUGGCGCGAUUAUCUACUACAGCGGAGCUCCCUUCUGCACGGAUCUCUCCGGUGAUCCGGGUCAUCACCAGCAGUCGUCUAGCCCUUGCGUCGAGGGCUCGAGCUCGCUGAUCCAGGAAGAACCGGCCGACACUGUGGAUCAAGGCAUCGAGGAGGUGUUUCCCGCGGUGCCGAGGCGCACGCUCUCGGGCUCGUCGCUGCCUUAUCGCCCUCUUAGUCUACCCCGGCAGGAUCUCUUGGAGGCGGUUGGGGCAAUGGGCGGGGGUACGAGCGAUUUGGGCACGGAUAUGGUGGUGGGUGAAGACGGGGAGAGCGAUGGCGACGCCGACGAGAUGGCGUGCGAGUUCCCGUGGUCGAGGUCUCCGCAGGCGGCGAGGGUUCCGCGACCGCUCGAGUCGACAGGCCUUGGUGGGGUGUUGCCCGACGAUCACUUCUUGGUCACGGUGUCGACGAAACGUGCUCGGGAGGAAGGGGAAUUCGAUGACGUGACCAAUCCCGAAGCUAGAUUUAACUCCAUGGUCGAGCAGCUCGGAAGGUUACACACCGCGCUACCGCCCCAAGGCUAUUAUUACCCCGUACUCCCCAGCAGAUCCCCCACCAAAGACAUCGAGUACCUCUCCGGCCGCAUCAAGCGCCUCAAACCCACCUCGCUCCCUCCCCCCGCCAUCUUCUUCCCACCGUUUAGCACGGACGAAUCGAGCUGCUGCGCCGAGGAGCUAGAGUCCUCCGAGGCGGACGACGAGCGCGUCACGAGUUCGGAGGAGGCUGCGAGUCGGCGCGUGCAUCGGCAUCAUCAGUCUGAUCUCCUCUCGCUCGAGGAUAGCAAGGUGUCGUCGGAGCCGGCGGCCGAGGAUGAUACUGGCGAUGCUAUGCUUGUUGAUGGGGAGUCGAGUGAGACGAGUCGCGCGGGGAAAGCGGUGGCGGGGGCGGUGGCGGGGUCGAGGAGUUCGUUUGCUACAGCGGGGGGUGGCCCGAGUGGGUUUAGUAGUAGUAAGGAGGAGAGUGAUGAUUCAAGCGAUUGA